Messenger RNA from Botrytis porri, 3165 nucleotides. RefSeq lists its product as uncharacterized. Gene Ontology annotation, biological process: actin filament organization; clathrin coat assembly; endocytosis. The coding region runs from base 1 to 3165 and encodes 1054 amino acids. The record is from RefSeq and is a predicted model, not a curated record. Gene Ontology annotation, cellular component: clathrin-coated vesicle; actin cortical patch. Gene Ontology annotation, molecular function: actin filament binding; phosphatidylinositol-3,5-bisphosphate binding; clathrin light chain binding. NCBI's taxonomy places the organism in Eukaryota, Fungi, Ascomycota, Leotiomycetes, Helotiales, Sclerotiniaceae. The transcript is spliced from 5 exons.
AUGUCGUACGCGGCAUCUGCCAGAAACGUGGAUCAUACCAAAUCCGAGGCAGAACUUGCGAUCAACAUUCGGAAAGCUACAAGCAUCGAGGAGACCGCGCCGAAACGCAAACAUGUUCGUAGCUGUAUUGUUUAUACAUGGGACCAUAACAGCUCGGGUGCCUUCUGGGCUGGUAUGAAAGUACAACCCAUUCUUGCAGAUGAGGUCCAAACAUUCAAAGCGUUGAUCACCGUUCACAAGGUUCUACAAGAGGGUCACCCAUCGACUUUACGUGAAGCUAUGGCGAAUCGAAGUUGGCUCGACAGUUUGAAUAGAGGCAUGUCUGGUGAAGGUAUGCGGGGCUACGGACCUCUGAUAAAAGAAUAUGUCAACUUCUUGAUGUCCAAAUUGAACUUCCACCAACAGCAUCCUGAUUUUAAUGGAACAUUUGAAUACGAGGAGUACAUCAGCUUAAAGGGGAUCAACGACCCAAACGAAGGUUACGAAACCAUUUCGGAUCUUAUGACUUUGCAGGAUAAGAUCGAAAGGUUUCAGAAACUGAUAUUUGCGCAUUUUCGAAAUGGAGGCCACAACGAAUGCAGAAUAUCGGCCUUGGUUCCAUUGGUCCAGGAGAGUUAUGGAAUCUAUAAAUUCAUCACGAGCAUGUUACGGGCUAUGCACACAACAACCGGCGAUGAAGAUGCUCUUGCGCCCCUGAGGGAAAAAUACGAUUCACAGCAUCACCGCCUUGUAAAGUUUUAUUACGAAUGCUCCAACCUCCGAUACCUCACGAGCUUGAUCACUGUGCCAAAGCUACCGCAAGAUCCACCCAAUCUCCUUUCCGAAGAUGAUUCGGCUCCCAGAUUACCUCAGCGACCGAAGCAAGAGAUUGAGAGGCAAAUUACACCUCCGAAGCCCCCUAAGACAGAGGAGCCGGAUGAAAUUGGCGAAUUCUGGAAGAGUGAACAGGAUCGACAAAACAGGGAGUAUGAGGAACAACAGAGGGUGCUAGCGGAGCAGCAAAGACAACAAAUGUUAGCACAACAACAAGCACAACUUCUAGCGCAGCAAAACUAUGAAGAACAGCAGCGUCAACUGGCUGAGCAGCAAAGACGAGAGCAAGAACAAUUGAUGCUGCAACAAUCUCAACAACAAACUUAUGGUCGUCUGGCGGAACUCGAACGGGAGAACUUUGAGGCUCGAGCACAGUAUGCAAGAGAUCAACUUAUGCUACAACAAUAUGAUCAGAAGAUAAAGGCACUAGAGAAUGAGCUUACGCAGCUGCAGAACAGUUAUGGGCAACAGAUUGGAAGCAAAGAGGAUCAAAUCAAAGCUUUACAAGAGCAAGUCAACACUUGGAGGACUAAAUAUGAAGCACUCGCGAAGCUAUACUCUCAAUUGCGACACGAACAUCUCGACCUACUUCAAAGAUUCAAGAGUGUUCAGCUGAAGGCAGCUUCAGCCCAGGAAGCAAUCGACAAGCGGGAAAAGUUGGAGCGAGAGAUCAAGACCAAGAAUCUCGAGCUCGCUGAUAUGAUUAGAGAGAGAGAUAGAGCUUUACAUGAGAAAGACCGUCUCACCGGUGGUAAUCGGGAGGAAGUCGAAAAACUCAAGCGUGAGCUUCGUAUGGCUCUCGAUCGUGCGGACAAUUUGGAGCGAAGCAAGGGCAACGAAUUGUCCACGAUGCUUUCCAAAUACAAUCGUGAAAUGGCAGAUCUCGAGGAGGCCCUUCGCAACAAGACCCGAGCAUUACAGGAUGUCCAUGCCAAAUACAGUGAAGGUGGCUCAGAUGCCGAAAGACUGCUCAAGGAUAAGGAGGACGAAUUGGAGGUCUACAAGCAAAGUUUGGACGAUGCGCUGAUCAGACUCAAUGAGCUCGAGAUGUCGAAAGGCGACACUGAUCAGGCUUUAGAUGGAGAGAUUGACGCUAUGCUCCUCUCAAAUAUUGACAAAAUCAACGACAUCAUUGAUUCAGUCCUUCAGAGUGGAGUUCAACGUGUUGAUGACGCUCUUUACGAGCUUGAUUCCACUAUGCAAGCUGGUAACCAGAAUGCAACCCCAUCCUAUGUCCUUUCGCAAAUCGAAAAGGCUUCAGCAAGUGCUACUGAAUUCGCUACCGCAUUCAACAAUUUCAUAGCGGACGGUCCAAAUAGUACCCAUGCUGAAAUCAUUCGAACUAUCAACGUCUUUGCUAGCUCCAUUUCCGACGUACUUAGUAAUACCAAGGGUCUCACAAGGCUUGCGACAGACGACAAGAAGGCCGACCAGCUUACCAAUGGGGCGCGCCAAUCAGCGCAGUCUACCGUUACAUUUUUCCGUGCCUUGCAAAGUUUCCGACUUGAUGGCAUGGAUCCGAUGCAGCGAACUGAAGUUGUCAUCAAUAGCAACAAUGAGGUACAGAUCCAUCUGCAACGCUUGAACAAACUUGCAGACACAUUUGCGCCAAAUAGCGGUAAACUUACAAACAAUAAAGGCGAUUUGGGAGAUUUGGUUGACAACGAGCUUACCAAGGCCGCUGAUGCAAUCGCUGCUGCCGCUGCACGUUUAGCAAAGCUCAAGUCCAAACCCAAGGAUCAAUACUCAACAUACAAACUUGAGAUACACGAUUCAAUACUUGAUGCUGCUAUUGCCGUUACAAAUGCCAUUGCCAGAUUGAUCAAAGCGGCUACUGUUACUCAGCAAGAAAUCGUUCAGGCUGGUCGUGGCUCGUCAUCCAAGACAGCUUUUUACAAGAAAAACAACCGAUGGACUGAGGGUCUCAUCUCUGCCGCCAAAGCAGUGGCAACAUCAACCAAUACAUUGAUUGAGACUGCAGAUGGAGUUCUUUCUGGACGCAACAGUCCGGAACAACUCAUCGUUGCUUCCAAUGAUGUUGCAGCCUCCACAGCUCAGUUGGUCGCUGCUAGCAGAGUCAAAGCCGGUUUCAUGAGCAAGAGCCAAGAGAGCUUGGAGCAAGCUAGUAAAGCUGUUGGCGCAGCCUGCAGGAUUCUUGUCAGACAAGUGCAGAGCAUGAUCAAAGAUCGAGAUCAAGAUGUUGAAGGAGAAGAUUACGCCAAGCUUGGGGCGCAUGAGUUUAAAGUCAGAGAAAUGGAGCAGCAGGUUGAAAUCUUACAACUCGAAAACAAUUUGUCGGCGGCGAGGAAGAGAUUGGGUGAGAUGCGAAAGAUAUCUUAUUUGGAAGACUAG